Messenger RNA from Acanthoscelides obtectus, 279 nucleotides. The record is from the annotation of a GenBank genome assembly. NCBI's taxonomy places the organism in Eukaryota, Metazoa, Arthropoda, Insecta, Coleoptera, Chrysomelidae.
AUGAGCAACAGUGUCCGUCCCAUACAUACUGAGCUAUUCGGUCAAUAUUUCACAAUUCCAGAAAGUCCAAGAAGGAAAGGCAAGAGAAUUGUCGAGAGAAUUCCAUUUGCCAUUACAUCAAAAAAAUGUCAAGAAUUCUUUGAGAAGAAGCAACAGAUAAAAGAAAGAGAAGAAAAGGAAAAAGAAGAGAGAAAAAGAAAACAUGAAGAAAAAGCAAAUUUAAAAAAAGAUACUAAAGUCAAAUCGCAAAUAAAAAGGAAGCGUGAAGAACACAAAUGA